UCCGCUCCCGGGGCCCCUCGCUCGCCGGGAGGAACCACACACUUGCAGAUUGCGCGAGGGCGAGGCGUGUAAAGUGGGAGUUGGGGCCGUCCAGGCCGUCAGGGCGGGGUCCUCCACAGGCCCGCCCAGUCGCCUGCGUCUCCGCGCGCCAAAGUCAAAGUGCGGGUCCCGCCGGCGCGAGAUUGACGCUGCAACCCCGAGCUAUCGGUACCGCGUUCCUGCAAGUCCCGCGCGCGAGCCGUCUGGAGCUAGGCAUGGCCACCCCACCCAAGAGGUUCUGCCCUUCUCCCUCUACCAGCUCUGAGGGCACCCGCAUCAAGAAGAUCUCCAUCGAGGGGAACAUCGCUGCCGGAAAGUCAACGUUUGUGAAUAUCCUAAAGCAAGUCUGUGAGGAUUGGGAAGUGGUUCCGGAGCCUGUCGCCCGGUGGUGCAAUGUGCAGAGUACUCAAGACGAAUUUGAGGAAUUGACGACGUCUCAGAAGAGUGGUGGGAAUGUGCUGCAGAUGAUGUAUGAGAAACCUGAGCGGUGGUCCUUCACCUUCCAGUCCUACGCCUGCCUCAGCCGCAUCCGGGCGCAGCUGGCCUCUCUCAAUGGCAGGCUCAAGGACGCCGAGAAACCUGUAUUAUUUUUUGAACGAUCUGUGUAUAGUGACAGGUAUAUUUUCGCAUCUAAUUUGUAUGAAUCUGACUGCAUGAAUGAAACAGAGUGGACAAUAUAUCAAGACUGGCAUGACUGGAUGAAUGGCCAGUUUGGCCAAAGCCUGGAAUUGGAUGGGAUAAUUUAUCUUCGAGCUACUCCAGAGAAAUGCUUAAACAGAAUACAUAUACGGGGAAGAAAUGAAGAACAAGGCAUUCCUCUUGAAUAUUUAGAGAAACUUCACUAUAAACACGAAAGCUGGCUCCUUCACCGGACUCUGAAAACCAACUUUGAUUAUCUCCAAGAGGUGCCGAUCCUCACACUGGAUGUUAAUGAAGACUUUAAAGACAAACAUGAAAGUCUGGUUGAAAAGGUCAAAGAAUUUUUGAGUACUUUGUGAUCGCACAGGUGACAACAACAGGCAACACAGUGUUUCCAGAUGCUUCCUUCGGUUUUGUGCAUCGCCGGAGCUGGGUAUUCAUACAAGUCUCUACAAGAGUCAAGUUUUAAACCAUCUUUGUUUUAGGGAACAGCCCUUUUCUUUAUAUAUAUAUAUAUAUAUGUAUAGUUUAUUUAAUAUUUGUAACCGUAUGUAAAGCUUUGUGUCCCUCCUUCCCACGCUCCCGUCCUUCGCUCCGUUCUUCCUUCCACAGUUUUACGUCGGGUGUGUAUGCCUCACAGCGGAUUUUCCUAGAAGCAGUGAGUGAGUGAGUGGGUAAACUGUUCUAGCAGGCCCCGCCCUCUGCCCUCCCUUGUCAUCCUGAGCGGGCGGGUUAACACUCUGUCACUGUAGCCUGGCUUCGGUGGCGACCAAUUUCAUGACUGGACACUUGAACGUUAACGUGUAGAGGAUGUGUGUCUUAUGUGAGUCAGUGUCCCUAGGACAAGCUGAGACGUGGAGUGUGGAGAGCCACGGGAAUAGGGGUGUUAAAGUGUUUGCUUUGUCUGCUUCCUGUUCCCUUCGGCAGUGCUGAAGAUGGAAGCUCUACAGAACUGAACCCAGCCUUUGACCUUUUGUUUUUAUCAAGUGCCUCUCCUGCUCCAGUUAGUGUUGAGGAUGAGAUGUGUUCGGCGUCACCACAGUAAUGUUUACUGCUGUGUCUGGUGCGUUUGUAGAGGAGGGGGUUAAACUUUCCAGUUCAGUAAUUACGUUAUAAACCUUUUCAUCUGUAAUCAGUUUCUUCAUCUGGGAUGAGUACUCUUUAUUUACGUGAAAUUUUGGACCCGAAGAAAUCUUUAUUUAAGAGGUAGCUAAGAAGUUUAUUGCAUGAGUAUAAGGCUUCAAACGACUGCAGUUAAAAUGCUUGUUUAAAUUAAGUGGUUUUUGUUUUUGUUUUUUUAAAGACAGGGUCUCCCUAUAUACCCCUAGCAAUCCUGAAACUUUCUGCAGACCAGGCUGGCCUGGCCUUGAACUCACAGAGAUCCACCCACCUCAGCCUCCCUCCCCACUUCCACUGCUCAGAUCUGACUGAUUUUUUUGAAAUCACUUGAAAUGCAAGAGGUUCCUAUUUUUCUUUUAAUUUCCUAAUUAAAUUUCUUUUAGUUUUCACGUAAAAUGAGGAUAGAGCAUGCUAAGGUUUUCUAUUUUCCCCAUCGGGAUAUGAUAAUGAGUGGUCUCUCUUUAGCUUUGUACUUGGCGAGACCCUGAGACGACCAGGCGAGCGCCUUAGCCUCCUGGUCUGUUCAGCCCCCCCCUCAGGCAGACAUUUUCCCUGUUCUCUCUGAAGUUACUGGGCAGUCUGCUGACCUGAGAUUUAAGUCAUAUUUCUAAGAGUGCUGUGGUCACACUGUGCUUCAUAGUUUGCUUGCUUUGUAGAAAUUUUCUCAAUUUUUUAGAGGUCACAGAGAAAUUACUGAUAAAACAAUUUUUUAUUAUAUAUAGUGCAUCAUGGGAAUGUUACAAUUUUGUUGAACUAGGAAAUAAAAUUAACAAAUAGGGGAGGCUUCAAGCUCCCAUUAAUAAUGCCCGCAUCUCUAAACUGCUUUCAUGUUUAGUUGUAAAGUACGCUUAUAUAUAAUUAACGAAGUUAUUUUUUAUUGUUGUUUUUUAUCUGCUGUAGUUUUUUUAAAGUUAAAAUGUGCAUUGUUUUUGCCAAGUAAUUAACCAUUCUAAUUCAUAUCAAGAAAAAUGUAUAAUUUCUUGAAACAGAGAAUUGCAUUUGUUUUGAUGCUAUAAUUUUUCUUUCUAAAACUUAGCUUUUAUUUCUGGUUUCUUGUUCAAAGAUGAUAAUUUAGUGGGUUGUCAGGGACAGUAGUAGUACUGUCUUUGAAAAGAGGACUCAAUUUCAAGUCUGUCAUAACCAUAACUUGUUUUAUGAUAUUUGUGAUGUUGUUUUUUUUUGUUUUUGUUUGAUAUAAAUAAAUUUACCAACUUAAAUAUAUAUGUCAAUAAAUGGAUUUAAAUUUCUUGAACCA
Messenger RNA from Apodemus sylvaticus (European woodmouse), 3052 nucleotides. RefSeq names its product deoxycytidine kinase (gene Dck). The transcript has 7 exons. NCBI's taxonomy places the organism in Eukaryota, Metazoa, Chordata, Mammalia, Rodentia, Muridae. Gene Ontology annotation, biological process: nucleobase-containing compound metabolic process. The coding region runs from base 255 to 1037 and encodes 260 amino acids. Gene Ontology annotation, cellular component: mitochondrion; cytoplasm. Gene Ontology annotation, molecular function: ATP binding; deoxycytidine kinase activity. The record is from RefSeq and is a predicted model, not a curated record.